Messenger RNA from Humulus lupulus (European hop), 1412 nucleotides. RefSeq names its product protein EXPORTIN 1A-like. Gene Ontology annotation, molecular function: nuclear export signal receptor activity. Gene Ontology annotation, biological process: ribosomal small subunit export from nucleus; ribosomal large subunit export from nucleus; protein export from nucleus. Bases 785 to 1243 code for a protein of 152 amino acids. The transcript has 9 exons. The record is from RefSeq and is a predicted model, not a curated record. Lineage: Eukaryota; Viridiplantae; Streptophyta; Magnoliopsida; Rosales; Cannabaceae. Gene Ontology annotation, cellular component: nucleus; cytoplasm.
UCUCAAUCCCUAACUCUAUUCUCAGUCUCUCAUUCCCUCUCUCUAUUCUCUGUCAACUCUAUCUCCUUCACUUCUCUAUUCUCAGUCUCACUUCUCUUUCUCUUUCACAUCUAACCUCUUGGAUCUGUCUUCAAGUUUUACCAUUUCUCAUGUAGGUGGCUGGCGCAAGAGGCUGGACAGCGACGGAAACGGGGCUCAACGGUGCAUGGGCUCGACGGUAUUUCUCUCUCUCCCUGCUUUCGACGGUUAUGCUCUUAUUUUGAGUGGAUUUACUAGCUUUCACCCAUUACCUCUGUUUUUUUGCCUCUCUCUUUCCAUCCAUCACGCAAGUUGUUGGAGCACUCUUUCCAUUUCGUUGAGUCACUGGAGCACGCAGGUUCGAUUCAUGCCAAUACGAGUCACGGUGCUCUGUCUCCCUCACGCGAGUCAUGGUGGUAUCUUCCCUGCUGGAAGCAAGAACCUAGGCAAGAACAUCUCUAUGAGGUUAUUACUCUUGAGGAUGUAAUAAAGGGAAUGAAGGUAUAAAAUUGCUUGAACUCUUAUUUAUUAUGGCAACUUUCCUUAACCAAAUUGCUAUGGUCUAUUAUUGUUGCAGAUCAUGAGGGAGACUUUGAUAUAUUUGUCACAUCUUGAUCACGAGGACACAGAAAAGUUGAUGCUAAAGAAGCUAAGCAAACAAUUAAGUGGCGGGGAUUGGAAUUGGAACAACUUAAACACAUUAUGUUGGGCAGUAAGGUCUAUAUCUGGUUCGAUGAUGGAAGAACAGGAGAACUAAUUUUUGGUUAUGGUCAUUCGUGACUUGCUGAAUUUAUGCGAAAUCACAAAAGGGAAGGAUAACAAAGUUGUCAUCGCAAGUAACAUUAUGUAUGUUGUUGGACUGUACCCAAGGUUUCUAAGAGCUCACUGGAAGUUCCUAAAAACUGUUGUGAACAAAUUGUUUGAGUUCGUGCAUGAGACACAUCCUGGUGUUCAGGAUAUGGCCCAUGACACAUUCUUGAAGAUUGUUCAGCAAUGCAAACGGAAAUUUGUAAUUGUUCAGGUUGGAGAAAAUGAACCAUUUAUAAGUGAACUUUUAACAGGCCUUCCAAACACUGUUGCAGAUCUUGAGCCUCAUCAGAUUCAUUCAUUCUAUGAAUCAGUUGGUCAUAUGAUUCAUGCAGAAUCUGAUCCUCAGAAGGGGGAUGAGUUUCUACAGAGAUUGAUGGAGCUGCCUAAUCAGAAAUGGGCUGAAAUUAUAGGAUAGGCACGCUUAAGCGUUGAUUUCCUGAAGGAUCAAGAUGUGAUAAGGACGGUGUUGAAUAUUGUGUGUAUAGAUUCUUGGCUCCUACUUCACUUCUAUGAUGUAUGUGGAGCAUUGGUGUGAGGAGAAUUUCAGGAGCCUAACACUGGGCAGCCCAGAUUUUUCUGACAUU